AUGAUUCCCUGCAUUAGGAGGUUCAAUAAUAUCGGUAGAAAGCAAUUAGCUAUCAAUGUUUUAAAAGCAAACAGAGACUGCAGGAGAGACAAUAAUGAUCUCUCACCAACCCUGCACUACCAAGCUACAGGAAUGUUUGUGGGUUGUGCAAGUCUUUCCUUUGACCAGAAGGUGUCACCUUCUCACCGUGGUUUGCAGGUCAGGGAUGAGCCGGUGUCUGUCCGCGGAGCCCUGCGGACUGGAGCUCAGCGACUGGAGAGCAGUAGCCCUGUUGGAUGCCCUGAGCACCGGGAUGCCCUGAGCACCAGAGUUACAGCCAUCAACCUGAGGCACACAGCUGGGCCUCCCGGCAACAGGCUCAGAGAUGCGAUUAACAAACAGAUCGAUAACAAAGUUGCACAGGAUGCCCUGUUUCAGAAACUUGCUCUGGAACAGGCAAAUGGAUACUGCCAAAAGAUACUAGGGGCUAUGCGGAACCCCACACUAGCAGAAAUGUUGCAAGCUUGCAACAAUGUUUGCCAAGGAAGGCCACCUGCUGCCGCCGAGAGGAAAUGGGAAAGGAGUGUCGGGAAACUUCCAGCGCAGCGCUCAAGGGAACAACGCGAUGACAGAAAAAGUUCCUGCAGCCAACCUCAGCACCUGGUACCCAUCUCCUCUCUCAACCCCCAUACCUCAGACAGCACCAGAGUCAAUUUAGCAGCUGCAACGACCGUAAUUCUGCUUGACUCAAAGGUACAGAUCGACUUAUUGAAGGGAGAUCCAGACCUGACAUCACCUCCACAGCUGACUCCAGAAGCCAGUGCAGCUCUGCGCAUCGUGGAACAGAAAGUAAAUUCACAACAGGGACAUCGAUGCCUUCAAAACGAACUCGUGACACUUGUCCUCAUAAAAAGACCCCGACAGCCCUAUGGGCUAAUAGGUCAGCUAUACCAGAACAACACUGCAUUUUGUUUAUGGGAAUGGGUUUUUCUAUCUCACCAGUUUUCAAAGACAGUUACCACACUGCCAGAAAUGAUUUCUAAGCUAUGUUAUAAGGGUUGUGUUAGAUGCUGGGAACUCACGGGCACCGAUCCCGAAACAGUGUACUUGCCUUUAACCACAGAGCAUUUAGAACAAUUGCAGACACCCUGUUUUGAUUUUCAAAUUGCUUUAAUUGAUUAUCACGGUCAAUUAAAUAUCCAUUUGCCAGCUUGUGCUUUUUUACAGAGGCUUAACCAAAUUCCCUUGAAGAUGAGAACUCAUUGGUCUGCAAUUCCACUUCAAGAUGCCCAAACCAUUUUUACAGAUGGUUCAGGGAAAACAGCUCAUGUAUGUUGUUCAUAACAGGGAAUCCCCGUUCUUCAUUAUGCAUAUACUGUCUCACACCUCCUUGCCAGGCCCCAUAGCAGAGGGGAAACGACAUGCUGACCUGUUAGCUGGACCAGUAAUAGUCCCUCAGCAUUUAGGAAAAGCUAA
Messenger RNA from Corapipo altera (White-ruffed manakin), 1455 nucleotides. RefSeq lists its product as uncharacterized. The coding region runs from base 1 to 1323 and encodes 440 amino acids. Gene Ontology annotation, molecular function: RNA stem-loop binding. The record is from RefSeq and is a predicted model, not a curated record. The transcript has 4 exons. NCBI's taxonomy places the organism in Eukaryota, Metazoa, Chordata, Aves, Passeriformes, Pipridae.